CAGUCGCUGAAGUGGUUUUGUGAAGAAAGCCGAGCGAACGGUGGUGAGAGAGAGAGAGAGACUGACUGAGAGAAAGAGAGACUGAGAGAAAGAGAGAGAGGGUGUUUUACACAGGUAGAGCGUAUUCAUCACUCGCGGUUGUUUCUUUGGACGUCAGAUCAUGAAGAACAUGACUUUCAGACGGGUCAAGAAACUCAACUCAAACGAGCCGGACGGGGGGUCUUGUCCGGGCAGUGGAGAUAUCUACUUCUCCUCCUCCAAAUCAGACAGCUGCAAGACCAUGGAUCAACCCUCGGGCUCCUCAGACAUUUACAACUACAAGACGCUCGCGUACUCCGGAGGAACACUGCCAAGAAAUUUCAAGAAGAAUGGUGGGUUACAGAAGUGGAAGCCCCUCACGCAGCCACCAGAGCCAGAAAAGAAGGUGGUGGUCCUGGAGAAGAAAGAGGAUGAAACAUUUGGCUUUGAGAUUCAGACAUAUGGGCUGCACCACCAGGAUGAGAACUCUGUGGAGAUGUGCACAUUCGUCUGCAAAGUCCACGAGGACAGUCCAGCCAAGCUCGCCGGCCUUAAAGUUGGAGACACCAUCGCCUGUGUGAACGAAACCUCCGUUGAAGGAUUUCGCCACAAGGACAUCGUCCAGCUUGUCAGGUCGUCAGGCAACACCAUUAGAUUAGAAACUGUAUAUAGCAACACAAUAAGGAAAGCAGAACUUGAGGCCCGCCUGCAGUAUUUGAAGCAAACGCUGCAUGAGAAGUGGGAUGAGUACCGGUCCCUGAUGGUGCAGGAACAGAGACUUGUUCAUGGUAUUGUAAUGAGUGAUGUGGCUGUGUAUGAAUCCUUGGAGUCGGCCGGUAUAUACGGCAGCCUCGGUGCUCCGAGUCCAGUAGUAAUGCGUGCCCUCCGCUGCACUGGCACAGGCAGUGCCAACAGCAGCAUCAGCCACCUCAGCUCAGCCACCGGUGAUGAUGAUCCUCUCUACCAGACCUGCUUCUACCUGGGAGGAAACGGCAGCAACAGUGACAUGUCCAGUAACCCUGGUGAAGCUUCUGAGGAGAGGCCGCAGUUGGGGCGCCAGCGUCUUCUCCGGCCAGCCAGCGAGCUGUUCGCCUCGGCCAAAACCUCACUGACCCGCAGCGCCAGCACACGCAGCUACCUGAGAGGCUCUUCAGCAACAUCUUCGUCAGCGCCUACAGGAGAGAAGCAGCAAUGUGGUGCUUUCAGCUCAUUGCAGAGGAAGCCAAAACAGAAAAGCUUUAGGCGAAGACUUCUAAAGUACAUCCCUGGCCUAAACCGACCUUUAGAGGAGGAAGAGAGCAAACUUUGAAUGUCUCAGGAUCAUAGACUUGAACAUGCAGCCAAAGACUGCAAAGCUAAACACCAGGAACAUGCCAUUUAAAGACUGAGACACGCAGCCAAAGACUGCAACAUAAACGUGUAUUCAAAUGCCAUAGCUUCUGGCAGCUUGGAAAGACCAAAAUGGACACCAGGACAACCCAAAGAAUGCGGCCUUUCAGCAGAUCCAAAUGCAGGUCAAAUGGAUGCUCCACCAUAGGAACAGUUGUUACCCUUCUAUGGAAUUGCUUGUUACUUUGGGAACGUCAGGAGUGCUUCAGUGUAGCUACUAUAAGAAAUGCCUUCAGUUCACCCAAACCAACUAUUUCUUUGCAGUUAUUCAUUGUAACAAUUAAUAACAAGUUUAUUUUCCCUUACUUUUGUUCAAAAAAGAGAGAAAAAUUAUCUGUGUUUUGAAAUUGAUUGAUUACUCCAGCUGGCCAAUUCUUCGUAGUAUACUCUUAAAGAAUGUGCCACACAGGGCUCUUUGAACCCUCUUUUGGUGCCAUAGAAGAACCACUUUUGGUUCCUCCGAAGAACUAUGUUUGAAAACGAAAGCAUGAAGAGCCUUGAAAUGUCACACAAGUAAAGGUUCUAUACAAAUUCUGAUGUAAAAAGGUUCACGUCACAUCUCAUUUACAAAAUCGGUUCUUCUAUGGAAGUGCUUUCCAACCUGGUCUACAUUUUUGCUCCAGCCCAACUCACAACACACAGAGAUGAAGAUAAAAAGUUUGGACCAUCGUGGGGGAACCUGAGGACAAAGUUGGGAACCACUGUUCAGUGGCGUAGAACCCUUUUUGGCACCCUUAUUUUUGAGAGUGUAGUUAUAUAACCCUAAAUUCUGAUGCAAUUGUUUUCUAAUAUUUAUGCAAGGUAUAAUAAUUAACAAGGCUUAUAGUCAUCCAGACACACAACCAGUCUAAGGCCAAAAUGAAGAUUUAAAAAAAACUAAUUGAGAAGACAAAUAUUUGCUCCCAGUGCAAAAACCACAAGGAAUCAAAAGCCAAAGCAACUAAAAUGUGUCUAAACCUCUCUGCCCAUUUUCCACACUGUCAAACUAAUAACUCUGUAACUGUUCCCGACAUAAGCUCUGCACUUCUCUUGUGAAGUCAGUGAACAUUUGUACAGAACUUUGGUUUCUAUUACGUCAUUUUAAGUUAUUUAUUUAUUUUGUGUUCUUUUGGUGUUUUUUUUUUUGGAAAGAUGUACAAAGUGAAGGAUUUUUUGUUGUAUUUUUUAUCUUUUGACUUAAAAACAGACCAUUUUAUUGAUCAACGUUUUAUAAGUGCCUUUUUGGCUGAUAGCUGUAUUCAUCCAUGUCUUUUCUACUUUUUGAAAAUGGAUCAUGCAGAAAACAAAAUCUUAAAAUAAAUGUGUGCUAUCA
Colossoma macropomum (tambaqui) is the source of this 2719-nucleotide messenger RNA. RefSeq names its product trafficking regulator and scaffold protein tamalin (gene tamalin). The coding region runs from base 161 to 1327 and encodes 388 amino acids. Gene Ontology annotation, molecular function: protein binding. The record is from RefSeq and is a predicted model, not a curated record. Lineage: Eukaryota; Metazoa; Chordata; Actinopteri; Characiformes; Serrasalmidae. The transcript is spliced from 8 exons.